UAUUAUGCGCCUGCCUUGAAUUACUGCCGGGUCAAACUCGCUUCCCAAAAUAAUUAGCGGAUGCUUAGUAUUACCGCCUGGUCAAACUCGUGACGUCACGAGUGACACUUCCCUUGUCAUCAUUUUCAAAAUGGAGGAGGCUAAUUUCAAUACCGGUAAUUUGAAAUCGCAUAAAGGGAAGAAGAUUAAGAGCUAUUCAGUAGGAUUUAAGGUCCAAGCUUAUAUCACACUCAAACUUUUACUGCUUACAUUUGGUAAGUGCCGGAGUGAGAAGAGGUUUUAAAAUAAUUAGCGCAUGCUUACUUUUACCGCAUGCCUUUGGUAAGCGCAGGUGUGAGAAGAGGUUUUAAAUUGAUUAGCGCCCCGCGGCAAUUCAAAGAAAUACUGUGUAUAUAUAUGUAUACAAACUAGAGCUCUAUUUUAUAUAUAAAAAGGAGAGGCAAAGGACUAUGAUAAAGCAGUUGAGCUACUCACUACAUACUUUAGCCCAAGUCAUAAUGUGGAGUUUGAAAUCUACACAUAUAGACAAGCAAAACAAAACGAGGGAGAAACAAUGGAUGCAUUCCAUACUAGACUCAGGAAACUGGCCCAAAACUGUGAAUUCCGUGACGAAAAUAAAGAAAUAAAAUUACAAAUCAUACUCGGCUGCAUGUCGUCACGGCUCAGGAGGAGAGCACUAAGAUACCCUAGGAUGACUCUCAAAGACUUAGUGGAUCUCGCCAGGGCAUUCGAAACAUCUGAAUUUCAAGCUUCUGACACGGAAAACAAAAAUAACACAGGAGAGAUUGCAGCCAUAGCUAGCACAAGCAACAAAAGAUGGGCAGGCUUGCUGCCCCACAGAUUAAAGAUGAACAGUGCACAACAACAGCAAUCAAAAACAACAUGCAGGAAUUGUGGGGGCACAUUUCCUCACCAGGGAGGACAAUCAGCAUGCCCGGCAAAAGGCGUCUCAUGCAAUGCAUGCGAGAAACUCAAUCAUUAUGCUCGUUGCUGUCUCUCAAAACAGACAACCAAACAAACACACAGCAUGUACAAAACAACACCAUGCAAGUCAGAUCACUUCAGGCUGAUGUAGACGAACUACCUCACACCUCUGUCAGCCAUGUAGCUGCACAAGACUCAAUCACAGAUGAUGAGUACCUAUUUGUCACAAGCACAGCUGGUGGCGCACUACUGCCAGUGCGGCAACUUAUGAUAGCUGGUGAAAACAUGAACGUUUUGGUCGAUUCAGGUGCUUCAGCCAACAUUCUGGAUGAGACAGCCUUCGGCACAAUUCAGUCAAAUGUAAAGCUCGAACAAGCUAGAAAGAAAAUCUUUACCUGUGUCUCAAACACUCCACUCCCACGAAGGGGGAAAGUAAACACAACAGUCUCGGCAAAUGGCAAAACUGUCGAAGCAACUUUUUAUGUGGCUGAAGGUGCUCAUGGCUCCCUACUGGGCCACACAACAGGAACUAAACUAGGCCUACUGCACAUAGUGUGUUGCACGCAGACCAAAAAGCAAGACAUGUCCAAGGCUCAACAGUUACUCCUGCAAUAUCCAAAUCUCACCACUGGCAUAGGGAAACUAAAGAAUUUCCAAGUCAAGCUACACAUCGACGACAUCGUACGGCCUGUAGUCCAACCACAUCGUCGCAUUCCUUUCCACAUGCAAAAGAAAGUGGAGCAGGAACUGCAACACCUAGAGUACCAGGGCAUUAUUGAGAAAGUUCAUGGCCCGACGCCAUGGGUGUCCCCCAUCGUAGCGAGUUCAAAACCCUAAAAUCCAGAAAAAAUCUGUCUCUGCAUUGAAAUGCGCCUUUCCAACACAGCUGUCCAGAGAGAAAGGUACAUAUCACCUACAGUGGAUGACAUCAUACACGAUCUCAACGGUGCAACUAUCUUCUCCAAGCUGGACCUCAAUGCAGGAUACCAUCAACUUGAAUUAGCACCAGAAUCGAGAUACAUCACCACAUUUUCGACACAUAUGGGACUCAGGAGAUGUACGAGGCUCAUCUUUGGAAUAUCGUCAGCAGCAGAAGUUUUCCAACACACAAUUCAAAACAUGCUGCACGGAAUACCAGGGGUCAGAAAUUUCAGUGACGACAUUAUCAUAUUUGGGGCCACACCUGCAGAUCACGAUCGAUCCAUGGAGGCUGUCUUCAAGAGACUCGCUGAGAGCAACCUCACAAUCAAUGAGCAAAAAUGUGAGUUUAAAAAACAGUCUUUGGAAUUUUAUAGCUAUGUAUUUUCAAAAGAUGGGGUCUCUCCUGACCCUAAGAAGAUCCAGGCCAUCACACACAUGCCGCUGCCUCAGAACCAGAGUGAAGUCCGCAGUCUACUGGUAAUGGCCAACUACAGUGCUCGCUUCAUUCCAGACUUUUCAUCAAUCACCCAGCCAAUUCGUGAACUUACAAAGAAAGAUGUGGCCUGGCACUGGACAGAAAAACAUACAAAUGCCCUGACUCAGCUAAAAGACAGACUAAUCAGCCAACCAGUCAUGAGCUACUUCCAUCCAGGAAGAAAGACUAAGGUCAUUGUGGAUACAAGCCCGGUUGGUCUCGGCGCUAUCCUUGCACAAACAGACAAGACAAACAACAAAACGCACAUUGUGGCCUACGCUAACAGAGCCCUGACUCCUGUGGAACAAAGGUACUCCCAGACUGAACGGGAAGUGCUUGCAAUAAUCUGGAGUUGCGAACACUUCCACCUGGAUCGGAUUUUGUCAUGGACACAGACCACAAACCACUGGAACUGAUUUUCAAAAAUCAGAAGUCCAAACCCCCAGAAAGAUGGGCUCUUAGACUCCAACCCUACAAGUUCAAAGUGGUCCACAAAGCGGGGAAAUCUAAUCCAGCAGACUAUAUGUCACGCCACCCACAAACUCUCCACCAGUGUGUGACAACUGAUGACAUGGACACUGAAAUCCAUGUCAGGUUCAUCGCAAAACAUGCAAUCCCCAAAGCAAUGACUCUCCAAGAAGUGAAAAAAGAGACAGUCAAGGAUCCAGUGCUGCUACACCUGAAAGAAGUGAUUCACUCUGGCGACUGGACCCACCUGUAUGACGGCCCCUCGGAAUUUGAUCACUCAAUGUUAAAAGCCUUCCACAACGUCAGGGAAGAACUCGCAGUCCUGGAUGACGGCAGCCUCAUCCUUAGAGGCAACAGACUGGUACUGCCACAGACGCUACAAACUAGAGCGCUAGCUCUCGCUCAUGAAGGACAUCAAGGCGUGGUUAAGACCAAGCAGCUACUCAGAGAAAAGGUCUGGUUCCCGGGAAUAGACAAGCAAUCAGAAGAACUAGUGUCUCAGUGCAUCCCAUGUCAGUCAUCAGUACUGAGAACGGAACACCAGCCACUACAAAUGUCGGAACUCCCAACUGGACCCUGGAAAAAUGUCUCCGUGGACUUUUGCGGUCCCCUACCCUGCGGUGAUUACCUGUUUGUUAUGCUGGAUGAAUACUCAAGAUUCCCCUUCGUCGAGAUCACAUCCUCAACCUCAGCACACACAAUAAUCCCUGUUAUGGAUAAAAUACUUUCCCUGGUGGGCACGCCAGAAGUCGUGAAGCGUGACAACGGGCCCCCAUUCUCAGGCAAUAUAUUCGGUGACUUUGCUCACUACCUCGGCUUCCACCACAGGAAAAUCACACCAUACUGGCCACAGGCCAAUGCAGUUGUUGAAAGUUUCAACAGACCUUUAAUCAAGGCUGUGCACACUGCCAUGGUUGAAGGCAAGCCAUGGAAGCAAGAAUUGUACAAGUUCCUUCGCAAUUAUCGUGCCACUCCUCCCCACACCACCAACCGGUCUCCAGCAGAAUUAUUCUUUGGUCGACCAAUGUCGAUAAAACUGCCCUCCAUCUCUCACCCCACCGACGACAAUGACCUCAGGCAAACUGAUGCACAAAGGAAGACGAAAAUGAAACUAUAUGCGGAUGAAAGGAGGAAUGCUGUGCACUCACAGUUAAAACAGGGUGAUGUUGUCCUGAUACGUCAGAGAAGAACCGGAAAAAUGGUCACACCAUUCAAUCCUAAGCCAUACAAGGUCAUCUCAGUGAAAGGAACAAUGGUCACCGCAAAAAGACAUGGACAUGAAGUCACCAGGCACAGGUCCCUGUAUAAGCUUCGUAAACACGAGCCAUCUGUUCCACUGAAUUGUGACAGUGACAGCAGUGAGGAUGAUGAUGAGGACAGUACCGGCUAUCAGGUUCAUGACCAGGGUCGACAACGACAACAAAGCCCGAAUCAAGACCAGAGGAGAUACCCAAUCAGAGCAGACAGACGACUCCCAAGGAGACUCUUGGAUUAAAGUAACCUUUGAAUUUCUACUUGCUCCUGUAUACUAAUGUCAGGAGGCAUUUGUUAUCCAUUUAAAAUGUUUGUAUUGUGUUGUCAUUGUGAAAGUUUGAACUGGCAAAAUCCUUAGGUUGAUUUAAGUUAAGUGUCAUCAUACAGUCUUUUUUUUCAGCAGAAACAAGGACAUUUAAUUUGAAAGAAAAGGAAGGAUGUAAUGUUGUGAAAAUGGACAUGGCCCCUUUAAGAGACUGGAUUCUCAAGUCUCUCACGUGAUCCCGGAAGUUGAAUGUUUGAGAGCGCGUGAGGCGGUUGCGAUGCUGGUAAAGAGUACAGCGGAGUAUAAUGGAUGUAUGAAGGUGUUCAUUAAACACAGUUCUAUAAAGCAAGAGUGGACCUCACGUUUCUACAUUCGGGACCCGGGGUUACCACUCCUUAUGCAUCAGUUCGUGAUGUCUCUGCGUUGCGACGUGUUUAAAUAGAAAAGGUUCCCCUGUUGGCUCCACUAUGGACUGGACUCUCACAUUAUUAACUGUAUUUACUCGGCAUCCAUUGCACCGGUCACCCAGGUGGGGUGGUGAGGACGCCUUUGGGGGUUGGGCCCUUCCAAUGUUUUUCAUUACGCCCAAUGGGUUGAAGUUUUUUUUUCCUGAUGUUGGAUCCGAGCCGAAGAUGUCAUUGUAGCUCGUGCAACCCUUUGAGACACUUGUGAUUAAGUUAUAUAUAAAUAAACAUUAAUUGAUUAAUUGACAAAGACAUGCACCUGGGGAUAGGUUGACUGGCAACACUAAAUUGGCCCUCGUGUGUGAAUGUGAGUGUUGUCUGUCUAUCUGUGUUGGCCCUGCGAUGAGGUGGCGACUUGUCCAGGGUGUAUACCGCCUUCCGCCCAAAUGCAGCUGAGAUAGGCUAAGCACCCCCCGCGACCCCAAAAGGGACAAGCGGUAAAAAAUGGAUGGAUGUAUGACUAAUUGAUUGAUGGACUCUGAAAAAAUUAUCUGAUUAUGACGUGCAUUUUCAUGCAUUACACCUUAAAUCGGAAUACUUUGACAUGCGUGGAACGUAGCAUAAACGGAAAGGUCUAUUAUUGUUUGUGGUAAGGUGCACCAUUUGGACGAGUUCGCUCACUGUAGGUGCUUAAGAAGCAGUCAACUUCCACUGUAAACAAACAUGGCUCUGUGCAUUUCUGUGCGUUCAAUGUUAUCAUGGUAUUUAUUUAGAAUGUUUCCCUUCUGUUAAGAACUUUUUCUUUCUUUCUUUCUUAGUUUAUUUCGAACAUGAACAUGAACAAUCCCACAUCACUUCACAUCAAAUUAUGUCCGAAAAGGAGUAGUUUAACCUCUCUUUUGGAAAUGUAGCUAUUCUGUUCCAUUUAUGUUGGGAUUUGUAUAAGUUGCCACAUGGCUUCAUGUUACGACGAUCUGUGUAUGUGUUUGAAGCUAGCAGUUUGCACUUUGAGUAGCUGUAAGGCCGUGAAUAACAAAACAGCUCAUUAAGACAACUGAAUCCCUUCUAUUAUUGUUGUAUCGACAGAUGACACUCCAUACUACAUUUUUAUUUUUGCCAGUCUCGUUUUAAAGCAACAAACUCAACAGCAUAUAACGCUACUUCUGUACAUGUUGAAUGUGGGGAGACAGCAGCAAGACAAUCGCUUGAUUCCGAGACUAUUUAAUUUAGUCCCACCUCUACCACCAAAGUAUAGGUGACAAAGACAUGUGCAGAGAGGGUAAUUCUAACAUCAAUUUUGGAAGAUGUGUUUUCAUGCACUACAAUCCGAUUGACUAUUGGCAUAAAUCACCCGUCUCGAUCAGAAUGAGUUUCUGGUCUGAAUGUGUUUGAUCGGGUUACAAUAUUCUGAAUGGCAUGUUUACAUGAAGUAUUUUUUAUCCUGGCUAGGCUUUUAAUCCAAUUAAAUGUGUCCAUGUGCACAUAGCUAAGAUGUUACCUGGGGCUAUUGAGUGUUUUUCAAGUAUCAGACACACUCACCCAUGUGACCAGGGAUUGGUCAGGUCCCAACUUGUGUCCAGGUGCGACAGCAAGUAAGGAUCACUCCUCCUGAUUCACAGCCACCUUAAAGAUUCUUCAGCAUCUUCAAUGGCCUUCUUGAUGGCCCUUCGCUGCCUGACUUCUGUGAUGCCUAGCAUGUGGUAUUUCUACAGAGCAAUAGAAACCGUCUGCAUCCGACUUCAAUUGGCUCUUACUUUGCUCACCACCCGUUGCUCCGAAAAUCUUCCACCAGCUUGACAUACUUUGCCCCCUUUCUCUUAUUAGUCUCCUCAAUACUGUCCUCCCCGGAGUUUCUGAGAUCUGCACAAUAUCUGGUGAUAGCUUGGUUUUGGCAGCGGUUUCUGGGAAUUUGAGCUGCUUCUACCAGUCAACUCUUAACUUUCAGUCUUGUGUUGUUGCUAAGAGGUCAGAGGAGGUUGGCAUGAGGCAACCCAGCAGAAUCAAUAACCCAGUACAGGUCAGCUGAAACUGGGGCGACUAACUCGGCAAGGACUGAUGAGGAACAGCUGCUGCAUGCUUUGUAACUCCAACCACCACAGGAUGGUUGGUAUCUAUAGGCAACACAAAAUUGACCUAGAUAACAAAACAAUAGGGGCCAACAAGAACAAAGUAAAAUGACCAAAGUAACUACCGACAGUGUCACUAUGAAAUGUAACAGGAAGUUAAAUAAAAAGGUGGUCUAAAUCAAAUUAAAAAUAUUUAAGGCUACCUAUGUCCCAAAUCAAAAAUUAAAAACGGCUUGUUCCAACUGGAUAUGUCACGGCGCGGACUUGAACCCGCUUUUUUCCAGCAGCUGAGUUUCCCAGUUCGUCCUAUGUCUGCGUGCCCAGACCCGCCCCUGCUUGUGCUGGGCGCAGCACGCCCACGCAGCAACAAAGCUGCAGACAAUUACAAAUCAUCACACCUGAACCUGAUGAGAGGGAGCGGCAUAAAAGCCAGCGGACCCAGGAGACCUUUGCCAGAACAUUGCCAAUCUUUCACAUGUCUUCCCUGUUGCCUGUGAUCGUUCCUUGCCUCACGACCUCCACCCGAAUCUCUGCUCGCCUCCCCCGACCCUCGACCCCAGCUUGGACUCGGACAUUGUUGCCUCUCUCCAACCCCCGACUGCUCGCCUCCCUGCUGACUACCUCUUCGUCUUGCCCCUUGGAUUCGACGAAAGAUUCACACAACAAACAACGACAACAACCCUUGGUAAAACUUACAUUGUUAAUUCUACACAUCGUCCGCACUCAUUUAUUUGUGGUAGCAUACACACCCCACACACACAUCAAGGUUUUUAAUAAACCUGGUA
Nerophis ophidion (straightnose pipefish) is the source of this 7562-nucleotide messenger RNA. RefSeq lists its product as uncharacterized. The record is from RefSeq and is a predicted model, not a curated record. Lineage: Eukaryota; Metazoa; Chordata; Actinopteri; Syngnathiformes; Syngnathidae. Gene Ontology annotation, biological process: DNA integration. The transcript is spliced from 2 exons. The coding region runs from base 2706 to 4283 and encodes 525 amino acids. Gene Ontology annotation, molecular function: nucleic acid binding.